GAAAUUUAAGGAAUAUUUGACUGACCAAAAUGGCUGGAAAGGGCAGAGGAAUAGCAGCAUUCACCUUCAACAUAGAGGCCUUGGGUCUCACCAGAGGGUCCAUGCCAGAAACCCAGAGAGGGCCAACUCCACUCUUCCCACAAAUUGAAUAUAAACCAGUGCCUUUGAAAGCUGGAGAGGAUGAAGACUAUAUGAGAGCUUUGAAACAAGAGAUGAGAGGACGAAUGAAAGAUCUCCCAUUUAACAUAAAACCCCAUGCAGGAAAGGGAGAUGUGGAGAGGUACAAGGAGAAAUACUCAAGAGAAAUUAAAAUUGAAGAUGACAACUGGACACCAGAUUGGAACCGUCUUCCAAAGGAGCUGAAGCCACAAAAGAAGAUAAUUAGAAAGAAAAAAGAUACUACGAAAAAUGCAAAGAUCUCAAGUAAAGACAAGGAGGAAGUGCUGAAUAAACUUGAUGAACUUGAAAAGAAGGGAGAUGUAAAAUCAGAUGAGGAGGAUGAAGCAAAGGGAGGGAAGAAAGAAGACGAGGAGGAAGGGGAGGAAGAAGAAAUUGAAGGAGAAUAUGAUGAAGAGCUUGAAGAGGAAAAUGACUACAUAGCAAACUACUUUGAAGAUGGUGAUGAUUACGGGGGAGGAAGUGAUGACAACAUGGAUGAAGCCACUUACUAGGGGGUGGGGGGGGAGCACUUAAUUAAAAAUAAAAUUGCAUAAAAAUCAUGCAAAUCAUAUCAUGCACAAGAAUUAAUAUAUCAAUAUGUAUGUACUAUAUAAAAGCACUAGUUGAU
This is a messenger RNA of Onychostoma macrolepis, 787 nucleotides long. RefSeq names its product polymerase (RNA) III (DNA directed) polypeptide G (gene polr3g). The record is from RefSeq and is a predicted model, not a curated record. NCBI's taxonomy places the organism in Eukaryota, Metazoa, Chordata, Actinopteri, Cypriniformes, Cyprinidae. Gene Ontology annotation, cellular component: RNA polymerase III complex. Gene Ontology annotation, biological process: transcription by RNA polymerase III.